AUGGCUACACUCAUGAAAUGGGCCACAAAGGCACUUCGAAGGGUCCCCUCCCCUCCCAUGUGUUUUCCUACCAGUGGCUUCGAAACCGUCCGCACCUCGGAGGUGCUUGACGAGGAGCGGUUUGAGCAGUUCAAACAAGGACAAUACUAUCCUGCUCAUAUUGGCGACGUGCUCAGUAACAGAUACCAGAUUAUUGGUAAACUUGGUUUUGGGACAACUUCGACAGUAUGGCUCGCUCGUGAUCUGGAAGGCCAUCAAUAUGUGACUCUCAAAAUCUACACGCGUGAUGAAGGUAAUCAGGAAGAGUUCCAGAUUUAUAAGCAGCUAGAUCAGGGGAGUUCAUGGCACCCUGGCCAUUCUCAUAUCAGGAAAGCGCUGGAUAUCUUCACAAUUCCCCGUUCCGGCGGCGACCAUUCAUGCCUGGUUCAGAAACCGAUGUGGGAAAGCUUCAGGGAUCUGCUAUAUCGUAAUCCCAGUCAUCGAUUUACUGAAGAUCUACUCAAAGCCGGUCUUCUGCAGAUAUUUCUUGCACUUGACUAUCUGCACACUGAAUCCAAGCUUGUCCACACCGAUAUCAAAAGCGAUAAUAUUCUCCAAGAAAUCCAGGACAAGUCAAUCCUUGAAAGUUUUACCCAAGCUGAGCUGAAGAACCCUUCACCGCGCAAGAUUGUCAACGGUAUGCCUGUAUAUGCUUCCCGACGUUUCGACUUGCCGAAGGUGUUUGGCCGAGCAGUGUUGAGUGAUUUUGGCUCUGCUGUACGUGGAGAUGAGAGGAGGAAUCACGAUGCACAGCCAAACAUUUAUAGAUCGCCAGAAGUAAUGCUGAAAACCGAUUGGAGUUACCCGGUCGAUAUAUGGAAUGUUGGUGUUAUGGUGUGGGAUUUGUUUGAGGGGAGACACCUUUUCUAUGGAAAUGACCCUGAUGGCAAAGGGUAUUCGACCCGAGCGCAUCUUGCAGAAGUUAUGGGUAUUCUAGGGCCACCUCCUUUAGAUAUGCUUCAGCGUGGAAAACGAAGCCAUGAGUUCUUUACCAAUGAGGGGAAGUGGAAGCAAGACGUAAAGAUCCCGACAGGAGUCAGUUUGGAAAUGUCGGAAGAGUUCCUCGAGGGACGAAAUAAGGAGAUGUUUAUAGCGUUCAUGAGAGGGAUGCUUCAGUGGCGGCCUGAAGAUAGGAAGACUGCGAAGGAUCUACUCCAGGACCCGUGGUUGAAUGAUGGGAUAGAGUAG
Aspergillus clavatus NRRL 1 is the source of this 1227-nucleotide messenger RNA. RefSeq names its product protein kinase domain protein. The transcript is spliced from 5 exons. The record is from RefSeq and is a predicted model, not a curated record. Gene Ontology annotation, molecular function: protein kinase activity; ATP binding. Bases 1 to 1227 code for a protein of 408 amino acids. NCBI's taxonomy places the organism in Eukaryota, Fungi, Ascomycota, Eurotiomycetes, Eurotiales, Aspergillaceae. Gene Ontology annotation, biological process: regulation of mRNA processing; spliceosomal complex assembly; protein phosphorylation.